Messenger RNA from Fundulus heteroclitus (mummichog), 1231 nucleotides. RefSeq names its product nucleolar protein 9-like. Bases 16 to 1212 code for a protein of 398 amino acids. Gene Ontology annotation, cellular component: nucleolus; 90S preribosome; preribosome, small subunit precursor. NCBI's taxonomy places the organism in Eukaryota, Metazoa, Chordata, Actinopteri, Cyprinodontiformes, Fundulidae. The record is from RefSeq and is a predicted model, not a curated record. Gene Ontology annotation, biological process: ribosomal small subunit export from nucleus; endonucleolytic cleavage in ITS1 to separate SSU-rRNA from 5.8S rRNA and LSU-rRNA from tricistronic rRNA transcript (SSU-rRNA, 5.8S rRNA, LSU-rRNA); endonucleolytic cleavage to generate mature 5'-end of SSU-rRNA from (SSU-rRNA, 5.8S rRNA, LSU-rRNA). Gene Ontology annotation, molecular function: RNA binding. The transcript is spliced from 8 exons.
UGCGUUUCUCUUUUGAUGUUGUGUUUUGAACCAGGUGCCAAAGUGCAGAGAGUGGCCCCUCAUCUGACAGACUUUGAGAUUCCCACCUCGUUCUGGUACGAGCUGAAGAGCCUCACCGAGACCUUGAUGGAAAAUAUUAAUCUGAGCGUUACAGACGGUGCUGCCAGUGCAGUUUUCCAGACCAUGCUGACUGUGUGUCACAGAAAGCGACCUAAACUCUGCAAGCAGCUUCUAAGGCGCACCAUGGAGUACCUGACCAGCCGCAGCUCUGCCCCCGGAGUCAGUCCACUGCUGGUUUUCCUGAAGGACCAGGCCUCCAGUCGCCUCAUAGAGACGAUCAUUCAGCUAUCCCACAAAUCUCUGCUCCGUGACCUCUACAAGAACCACCUGAAGGGCAGCUUGGUUGACCUCGCCCUCCACCCCAUCGCCAACUUCCCCAUCCAGAGGCUGACGGCAGCCUCGGCCAAGUGUAAACUGUUCCCGAGGCUGUUUGACGAGCUGGUCCAGGGCGUGGAGGCCGUGUUGGCCGCGGGCCACAUGGGCGUGAUCGUCCAGUUAGCAGAAAGCUGCGCAGAGAGCGGAGAGAAGCAGGACGAGAUGAUGCGGUGCCUUCUGAAUUCUUUCCACUGCGCUGAGCCCGGCUCUCGACACGUCUGCUGCCUGCCGCUCUUCAUGUCCCUGCUCACCUAUGAGGUGUAUUACCAGUCUGACUCAACAGAGGGCAGCACACAGAAAGAGGUCCCGCUGACCUCCAUGUGUUACCACGGUUCCCUGCUGGUCCAAGCGCUGGCCAAGUUUAAGGAGCGCUCCCACCUUCUCAGCAGCCUGCGCUCCCUGAGCCCCGCCGACCUCCUCACUAUGGCCUGCGACCCGUCCGGCAGCCACGUCUUGCAGGCCCUCAUCACCACUUCCAGCGACAAAGGCAGGGGCAAGAUCCUCAAGAGACUGGAGGGCCAGUAUGUGCAAAUGGCCUGCUCCAAGUUGGGCAGUCGAGUACUUGAAGCCGUGUGGAACAGCGCGUCGGUCAGCCAGAGGCAAAGCAUCGCACAGGAGCUCGUUCCCAGUGAAAGUAAGCUGAGGUCUGAUCAGUUCGCUCGUCACGUUUGGGCAAAGUUUGCCCUCUCACACUUUGCACACAGGAGAGCCCACUGGCAGGAGAUCCAGACAGGAGAGUCCAAGAAACGGAAGCUUUUCAGCGACCUUCUUGAUUAAAAAUGUCAGAUUAUUCAAA